Trichoderma virens Gv29-8 is the source of this 1698-nucleotide messenger RNA. RefSeq lists its product as uncharacterized. Gene Ontology annotation, molecular function: ferric-chelate reductase activity. NCBI's taxonomy places the organism in Eukaryota, Fungi, Ascomycota, Sordariomycetes, Hypocreales, Hypocreaceae. Gene Ontology annotation, cellular component: plasma membrane. The transcript has 4 exons. Gene Ontology annotation, biological process: intracellular iron ion homeostasis; copper ion import; iron ion transport. Bases 1 to 1698 code for a protein of 565 amino acids. The record is from RefSeq and is a predicted model, not a curated record.
AUGGCUGGCAGCAGCGCCGCAUUCGCACACCGUGAGGAGCUUAACCACCGGCAGAUGUACGCAUUUAUCGGUGCGAUAGUAGGACUCGCGGCGAUCUUCAUCUUCUUCCAUCUUGGACGGCGUAUUGCGCAGAAGUCGAACGUUGGGGAAAAGGGAGUCUCAGCUUUGGCUUCUUUGUCUCGGAAACCACGAAAUGUCCUUAUCCGAACAGCACCCGGUCUGCCUUCACGAGGACAUGCCAUCCUCGUCUUCUUGUACAUUGCCAUCAACAUCAUUGUUACCUUUACAGACAUGGAUAACUCUGUCUUCACGCUGAACUCCAACUUGGCCGCACGAGCAGCAUGGAUGGCAGUCGCAAAUCUCGUUGUUCUCAUUUUCUUGGCUUUGAAGAACACUCCUUUGGCGUUCCUCACAGCUUGGUCGUAUGAGCGCCUCAAUAUCCUACAUCAAAUCGCCGGCUCCAUGUGCAUCAUCUUUGUCAUCAUUCACGCCUCCUGCUACUCCUCCUACUUUGGGUUUGCAGGAAGGAUCUCGAUCCUCCGGGAAGAGAGCGUUAUCUAUGGCGAGAUUGCCGGCUUGUCCUUCUUCAUCGUCGGUUUCGCGGGAGUGGUCAUCCGUCGGUGGUGGUACGAGCUCUUCUACUAUAUUCACAUCAGCUUCUGGAUCCUUGCCAUCGUCAUGGUAGGCCUCCACCAGCCCAGCUUUGGCGAAAAGAUUGUCUACGUUGUGAUUGUCACCGCUGGCAUCUGGGUGCUUGACCGCCUGGUCCGUGUGACACGUCUCCUGAUAUACAGCACUAACAACUCUGCUGUUCUUACGCCCCUGCCAAACGGUGGCACUCGAGUGACCCUUAAGAAGGCUCCUUUGGGCGCUGUGUCUGGGCAACAUUGCUUUCUUUGGAUUCCCUCGAUACGGACGUGUGAGACACACCCGUUUACAAUUGCAUCCAUGGAUCCUCUGGAGUUUGUUGUGUCUUCCCAUGACGGCUUCACGCGGGACCUGCAUCGAUAUGCCGUGAAGUAUCCUGGUGCAACGGUCAAAGCCUCGGUUGAGGGUUCCUAUGGUACAUUGCCUGAUGCUUCCGAAUAUGAAAGAGUCGUUCUGGUCGCGGGUGGAAGCGGUUCGACCUUUACGUUCGGAAUGGCGCUCAACAUGCUCAAGGACGUGUCUAGCUCGCAGCUGGAUAAGAAGAUCACCUUCAUCUGGAUGGUCAAGUAUGAGAGUCAUCUUAAUUGGUUUGCCUCUCACCUCGACACUCUCGCAAAGGACUCCCGUGUAGAUCUCCAGCUUUACAUCACACGAUCGUCGGAAACUCAAGUAGAUGAAGAGAAACGCCCAGAAUCGAUGCCCAUUACACCGUCCUCUGAUACUGAUCUUGAGAAGGCAGUUGGCAAUGUGACAGCUCAGCCUCUAGAAUCCUCUUCUGGAGAGUCCGUUGCAGAGGAAACAGAUUCCACGCCAAACAGCAGCGCCGUUGAAGUGCAGCCACACGCCUACAACAGCUCCAUCAAGCGCGGCAAACCAGACGUUUCUGCUUUGAUCCAGACCAUAAUAGGCGAGACGCCGGUAGAGAAGCGCGUGCUGGUGUUGGGAUGCGGGCCUGACGGGCUCAUGACACAAGUUCGCAAUACCACGGCGGCAUGCAUCCGGUCUGACGGACCGGGAGUAGAACUGCACUGCGAGCAAUUUGGUUGGUAA